Molecule: messenger RNA, 1088 nt
Organism: Sphaerodactylus townsendi
Lineage: Eukaryota; Metazoa; Chordata; Lepidosauria; Squamata; Sphaerodactylidae
Product: myb-related transcription factor, partner of profilin-like
Exons: 2
Coding region: 27-695 (222 amino acids)
Biological process (GO): regulation of transcription by RNA polymerase II
Cellular component (GO): nucleus
Molecular function (GO): RNA polymerase II cis-regulatory region sequence-specific DNA binding; DNA-binding transcription factor activity, RNA polymerase II-specific
Source: RefSeq, a predicted model, not a curated record
CAAUCUUCUCCUUUCCCCACACAGAUAUGCUAGCCCGCGGCAACACCUCCUGCAGCCCAGAGACGUCUGCUCAGGUUCCCUGCUGUGCUCUGGACGGCGGAUUGCUGCGGCCCAAGGAACGUGACUCGCCCGCGCCAUGCCAGCCCUCUUCUCUGCAGGCUGUCCAGUUGGAGUCUUCUCCAGCCAGCGUAGGCUGCAGGCCACCUCUGGAACACUCCCCAGCAGAGCAGCGUGCCACCCCGUGCCCCUCCGCCUCCCCUCCCCUGCGGCGCAGGCGCACCCGCCCGGAGGCGCCCUUCGAGCUCUCUCUGGAUUUCCUUCAAGCCCAGAGGGAGACGGCCGAAGCCAUCCGCGAGCUGACCUGCACCCUGCGGCAGGGCCUAGAGAGGCUGACCGAUAUCGUGGCUGCCUUGCUGCCCCUCCUUCCCAUUCAAACAAGCAGCCUCGUGCACCACCAGGGGGCGACAUCUACUCCGGUGCCAGCCCCCUCCCCGGAGACCCUACCCAACAGGGACUCCUUCGUCACCAAGGUGGAGCUGUCCCCGGAGCAGGGUGGGGACGAAGAGAGGCCUCCGCAAGAGGAAGGCAGGCCUGCGGCCGAAGCCAGGCCAUCUCCGAGCCAAGCUGUGGCACCCCAGAAACGAAGGAAAGGGGUCCCUAUUCGGAAACGCAGGGGCCGCUGGAAGAAUUUGUGAGCGAGCCCCGAAGGACCUGCUGCUGCUGCUGCCCCCUACAGACGAAAAAGGGGAUAAUGCACAUCCCGUGGAAGCGGGGUCUUUGUGAUGUCCCGCCGUCCCCCCAAAGAGAUCCUACUACUACCACCCCAUAAAUAAUGCAAGAUUGCGCCCUCCACCAUACACAACACUCCCCACGCCGCCUUAUUGCUGCUACAGGUUACAUUGGUUACAUUCACAGCUUACGACCCACAAAGCAAAACGUAGGCCAUUUUGGCAACGCACACGACCCUGGUUUGGGCUGGCCCAGGCGAACAGCAAAUCCGGGCCAAUUAAAUGGAGCCCCUUGCAGGUUGCCCCUUCAGGCCGGCAGACCGCCCUUUGCCUAGCACACAGCGAGUUUGACACCUGUGG